AUGAUUCAGCAUGAUAUCAACAUACCAUACCAUGACAUGAAGCUUUUUGGUAGCCCAACUCUCAAGAGCAUAGCUCAGGAACUCGAACGAGUUGCAAAUUCAGACCCUGACAGGCCAGAGAUCUCGUCUCAAGAACAGAGUCAAGAGGAAGUCCAGGUAUCCCUCCAUUUUGAUAGCCUAGCUAACAUUUCCACUUGGUUCAUACGAGGCAACAACGUUCUCGUCCCUAAAGGCCAACCUCCUCUUCUAUGCAUCCAUCCGAUAGCAACAGAUGCAUCUUUCUUUGCUCCAUACUGGAUCAAGCCACCACAGGGACAAGAUAAUAUCGCGGUUCAAAUCCCUGGCAGAGACAACAGAAUCGGCGAAUUUAUCCUAUCAAAUGUCUCUGAAAUUGUAUCCGAGAUCCUUGAAGAGAUGGAGCCUGUCAUUGGAACCCCGGUCAUCAUAUGGGGCCAUUCAUUUGGUGGUAUAGUUGCCUUUGAGACAAUUCGAGAACUGAGGCGCCUUGGAGUCCAUCCGCUGCCACGGCUAGUGGUAACUGCCACUAUCGCUCCUCGUCUCCUCCGCUCCUGGAAAAAGCGGCCAAUCAUGCAAAGGUUAUCCGCGGAGAGUGUGGAGGUAGGCUAUGCUAUCUCUACCUCGCGUUCGGUAGACGACGCAGCUUUUGUUCGAUCUAUUCUGCCGAAUUUCAGGCGGGACGCGCGUUGGUUCAGCAGCUAUGAAUAUAUAAGCGAGGAACCACUAAAUCUCCCUAUCACUGCGUUUGCUACCCGUCACGAUGAUUUCGUAUACCCAGAUCAGGUCAAGGCUUGGGAAGAACAGACAGCGGUUUAUUCGUAA
Molecule: messenger RNA, 840 nt
Organism: Trichophyton rubrum CBS 118892
Lineage: Eukaryota; Fungi; Ascomycota; Eurotiomycetes; Onygenales; Arthrodermataceae
Exons: 1
Coding region: 1-840 (279 amino acids)
Biological process (GO): lipid biosynthetic process
Source: RefSeq, a predicted model, not a curated record